AUAAUCCUAAGCUCCGGCACCGGCAGAGAAAACCAAAGUGUGAAUAAAAAAAAAAGGAAAAAUGGUGAAGUUGGCUUUGGGCUCACCCGGUGAUUCUUUCAGCGUGGCUUCUCUGAAAGCAUAUCUGUCUGAGUUCAUCGCCACCCUCCUCUUCGUCUUCGCCGGCGUCGGCUCCGCCAUCGCCUACGGCAAGCUGACGUCGGACGCGGCGUUGGAUCCGCCGGGUCUGGUGGCGGUGGCGGUGGCUCAUGCAUUCGCGCUCUUCGUCGGAGUGUCUAUGGCGGCCAACAUCUCCGGUGGCCACCUCAACCCGGCGGUGACUUUCGGGUUGGCCAUCGGCGGCAACAUCACCAUCUUGACCGGCCUCUUCUACUGGAUUGCCCAGUCACUUGGCUCCAUUGUCGCCUGCCUCCUCCUCCAAUUUGUUACCAACGGCAAGAGUAUUCCGACCCACGGCGUGGCGGCGGGACUGGGAGCCAUUGAAGGUCUGGUGUUCGAGAUAAUAAUCACCUUCGGUCUGGUGUACACAGUUUACG
Messenger RNA from Momordica charantia (bitter melon), 536 nucleotides. RefSeq names its product tonoplast intrinsic protein 2;2 (gene TIP2;2). Gene Ontology annotation, cellular component: plant-type vacuole membrane. Gene Ontology annotation, biological process: water transport; transmembrane transport. Gene Ontology annotation, molecular function: water channel activity. Lineage: Eukaryota; Viridiplantae; Streptophyta; Magnoliopsida; Cucurbitales; Cucurbitaceae. The record is from RefSeq and is a predicted model, not a curated record.